Messenger RNA from Aureobasidium melanogenum CBS 110374, 1152 nucleotides. Its product is annotated as galactose-1-phosphate uridylyltransferase. Lineage: Eukaryota; Fungi; Ascomycota; Dothideomycetes; Dothideales; Saccotheciaceae. Gene Ontology annotation, biological process: beta-D-galactose catabolic process via UDP-galactose, Leloir pathway. The record is from RefSeq and is a predicted model, not a curated record. Bases 1 to 1152 code for a protein of 383 amino acids. The transcript is spliced from 5 exons. Gene Ontology annotation, molecular function: UDP-glucose:hexose-1-phosphate uridylyltransferase activity; zinc ion binding. Gene Ontology annotation, cellular component: cytoplasm.
AUGCCUGACGCGAUCCUGGACGACAUUUCUCACCGACGCUUCAACCCAUUGAGGGGAAGCUGGAUUCUGGUCUCCCCCCACCGUACCAAGCGACCAUGGCAAGGACAGCAAGAGGGUGCUUCGAAGACGACACUUCCAGACUAUGACCCAUCUUGUUACCUCUGUCCUGGCAACAAGCGCGCUGCUGGCGACUCCAACCCCAAAUACGAAAGCACCUACGUCUUCGUCAACGAUUACAGCGCUGUCAAAGAGGAGCAAGCCGAGUAUGAGCAGCCAGCCAAUGAUGGCAGUCUCGCCAACACUCUACUACGCGCCGAGCCGGUGACUGGCAAAUGCUAUGUCAUUACCUUCUCUCCUACACACAACUUGACCCUCGCAGACCUCCAGCCCUCUGAAAUCCUCCCUGUCAUCAACACCUGGACUCAGAUCUACACUACUCACUUGUCUCCCAAGUCCAUUCUCGCCGAAGUCGCAAAACCUACCACGAUUGCUCCUCAUGGUCAGGACCUCGCCGCACCGAAUGCGCAAUAUCGUUACAUGCAAAUUUUCGAGAAUAAGGGUGCUGCAAUGGGCUGUUCCAACCCUCACCCUCAUGGUCAGGUCUGGUGCACGACCGGUACGCCAGAGGAGCCUUCCCUUGAGUUAGAAAGCCUGCAAAAAUAUCGUAAGGAGCAUGGCGGAUCACAUAUGCUGGUUGACUAUGCCAAUCUCGAGUCUGAGAAGAAGGAAAGAAUCGUAUUCGAGAACGAGUCGUUCCUUGCUGUAUGUCCCUGGUGGGCCACCUGGCCCUUUGAGGUCAUGAUUAUCGCUCGCACCCACAAGCGUGCCUUGGUCGAUUUCGACGACAAGGACAGACAGGAUUUGGCCGAGGCUAUCGCUGAAGUUACCAGACGCUACGACAACCUCUUUGAGACUCAGUUCCCCUACAGCAUGGGUCUUCACCAAGCACCCCUCGAAGGAACCCCCGACGAGAUCAAUGCUAGUCACUUCCACAUCCAUUUCUAUCCUCCCCUUCUUCGCAGCGCUACUGUGCGCAAGUUCCUGGUUGGUUACGAGAUGAUGGCAGAGCCUCAACGCGACAUUACCCCUGAGCAAGCUGCUGCCAGACUUAGAAACUGCGGUGGAGAACUCUACCGCAAGAAGCUGAACUGA